Messenger RNA from Cicer arietinum (chickpea), 1947 nucleotides. RefSeq names its product protein GRAVITROPIC IN THE LIGHT 1-like. NCBI's taxonomy places the organism in Eukaryota, Viridiplantae, Streptophyta, Magnoliopsida, Fabales, Fabaceae. The record is from RefSeq and is a predicted model, not a curated record. Gene Ontology annotation, biological process: negative gravitropism; response to red or far red light.
UGAUUAUCUCUAUUUUUGUGUUGUACAUUUAUAUCAUAUUUUCUCCUCCGAAUUAGAGCACCCCUAUUUUCCUUGUAUUAUAAAUUUAUAUAUUUGAGGUCGUGGAUCAUGUUUGAAUGAGUUUUUUUCCUGAGAAAGUCCAAAAAACAAUACUUAAACUCCACCAAGCAUGAAAUAUCAUGUGAAAUGAUACAAGUAUUUAUUGCUAGAGAUAAAAGUAUGUAAUGGCACAUUGCUUUUAGCAGGUGACGUUUUUAAUAGGUUGAAUGUGUUUCACUCAUGCAUCCACUCCCUGCAUGCUUUUACACACACAUUCUCAAUUAUUUCUCUUGCAAUUAACACCUUGAUUGAACUUUUUUGAAAUCUUUCAGGUUCUGUGUUAAUUUUGAUUCUGUUGACGGAAAGCUUGUUCAUCUACCCCGCAAUUGGCGUUAGCUAUGCUACCCACUGGAGCAAAAGAGACCCAAUUACGUGAGAGCAACAGCCAGAAGGUCCACCCCCAACCAAUGGAAGAAGCCAUGAACCAGAAUCCAGAAGCUGUGGAAACCCUAGUUUCUAAAAUUUUCACAAAUAUCUCUUCUCUGAAGUCUGCUUAUAUCCAAUUGCAAGCUGCUCAUACUCCCUAUGAUCCUGAUAAAAUCCACACUGCUGAUAAACUUGUUAUUAGUGAGCUGAAAAAUCUAUCUGAACUCAAGCAUUUCUACAGGGAAAACAACCCAAAGCCCGUUUGCGUUUCUCCCCAAGACUCGCGUUUAGCUGCAGAAAUUCAAGAACAACAGAGCCUCCUGAAAACCUACGAGGUCAUGGUUAAGAAAUUUCAGUCUGAAAUUCAGAAUAAAGAUUCAGAGAUCCAUCAACUGCAACAGCAGAUUGAGGAGGCUAGUCAGAAGCGAGCAAAACUAGAAAAAAAUCUGAAGCUUAGAGGUUUGUCAAGCAAAGAAUCCGAAGAUGGAAAUGGAUUUUUCCCUGUUGAUCUAACUCCAGAUCUCUUUACCACUUCUGUGGAAGCAGCUGCGAAAGCAAUUCAUGAUUUUUCAAAACCUUUGAUCAACAUGAUGAAAGCGGCUGGGUGGGACCUUGAUGCUGCUGCUAACUCAAUUGAACCCAAUGUUGUUUAUGCGAAGAGAGCUCAUAAGAAAUAUGCAUUCGAGUCUUACAUAUGCCAAAGAAUGUUUGGUUGCUUCGAGAACGAAAGCUUCUCUGUCAAAUCAGACAAUAUUAUAGUUGACAAAGAGAGCUUCUUCCACCAAUUUCUUGCUUUAAGGGAGAUGGAUCCUUUGGACAUGCUAGGGCAAAAUCCAGAUUCAAUUUUUGGAAAAUUUUGCAGGAGCAAAUAUGUAGUCGUAGUUCAUCCAAAAAUGGAAGCAUCAUUCUUCGGAAAUUUAGAUCAGAGAAAUUACGUGAUGGGUGGAGGGCAUCCAAGGACUCCGUUUUACCAGGCUUUUCUGAAACUGGCCAAGUCGAUUUGGCUUCUACACAAAUUAGCUUAUUCUUUUGAGCCAAAUGUCAAGGUAUUUCAGGUUAAAGGAGGGAGUGAAUUCUCCGAUGUUUACAUGGAAAGCGUGGUCAAGAAUCUGAUAAUGGAUGACAGUGAUGAAAAGCCAAAAGUUGGAUUGAUGGUUAUGCCUGGAUUUUCUAUUGGGGGAAGUGUGAUUCAGAGUAAAGUUUACCUCUCUGGUGUGAAGGUAGCUGAAUGAUUGCUGUAAACGAACAAGCUUUUUGGCAAAAUGCCUGUUCGGUUGUAUGUGUUUGUUUCAGCUAUCAUUUUCUUAUCGUGUAAGAUAAUGUUGUGUUUGUAAUUUUAAGAUCCCUUUUAGUGCUUGUAAGAUUACAUGGUCCCUUUAUCUGUUUGUAAGUUCAAGUCCAAGUCUCUUGUUGUAACUCUAAUUCUAGUAUUUGUGGGAGGGAGAUUUGAAGGUAUAUAAAAGUUUUCCCUUUACUCAUGAA